AUGGCCGCCGAGAAGCCCGAUAAGAAGGAGAAGAAGGACAAGAAGAGAAGCGACGAGUCCGGCGUUGCCAAGUCCAAGAAGGAGAAGAAGGAUAAGAAGGACAAGAAGGAGAAGCUUGCCGCCGCCCUCGAGGAGAAGAUCGGCCAAGAUGCUCCUGUCGCUGCCGCCGUCGCUGCUGCUGCUGUUGAGGACGACUCUGAUGCCGAGGAGGACAAGGCCGCUGAGCUGCCUCUUGAGCGCACCGUCGUUCCCUUUGCCAUUCCCGUCGCUGACGACAAGGGCAUGAAGAAGGUCUACAAGACCAUCCGCAAGGCUGCCAAGAACAACACCCUCAAGCGCGGUGUCAAGGAGGUCGUCAAGACCCUCCGAAAGUCUCCCCCUUCCGCUCCCAACAACACCUCUUUCCCCGGUGUUGUCAUCAUCGCCGGCGACAUCUCCCCCAUGGACGUCAUCUCUCACCUCCCCGUUCUCUGCGAGGACCACAACGUUCCCUUCAUCUUCGUCACAUCGCGCGCUGAGCUCGGCGCUGCCGCCAAGACCAAGCGACCUACAUCCGUCGUCAUGAUCAUGGAGAAGGCUGAGGGCAAGAAGGCCAAGAGCAAGUCCGAUGAGAAGGACGGCGAGGACGAUGGUGAGGCGUUCGGCGAGAGCUACGCGUCUCUCGUCAAGUACGUGCAGAAGGAGUACGGCAAGCAGGCUUUCUGGGUUAAGGGCGGCACCAAGUACUAG
Messenger RNA from Fusarium coffeatum, 729 nucleotides. RefSeq lists its product as uncharacterized. The coding region runs from base 1 to 729 and encodes 242 amino acids. The record is from RefSeq and is a predicted model, not a curated record. Gene Ontology annotation, cellular component: box H/ACA snoRNP complex. NCBI's taxonomy places the organism in Eukaryota, Fungi, Ascomycota, Sordariomycetes, Hypocreales, Nectriaceae. Gene Ontology annotation, biological process: snRNA pseudouridine synthesis; rRNA pseudouridine synthesis; ribosome biogenesis. The transcript has 2 exons. Gene Ontology annotation, molecular function: box H/ACA snoRNA binding.